AUGCGUCCCUUCAUUAAACCAUCGAAAUAAACAGACUUCAAAUUGUUGCCAAUUUUGUGUUUACGGUUUAGCAACUUCACAUUAUAAACUUCCAUUUGCAGAAUUUCCAUUUCAGAAGAAUAAAAAUGUCGCUGAUUCCAAGUUUCUUUGGUGGCCGAAGGAGCAACGUUUACGAUCCAUUCUCCCUCGACCUUUGGGAUCCCUUUAAGGAUUUUCCAUUUUCUAGUUCUGUUUCUUCUUCAUUCCCUGAAUUAUCUCGUGAGAAUUCUGCAUUUGUGAACACACGUGUGGACUGGAAGGAAACACCAGAAGCACACGUGUUUAAAGCUGAUCUUCCUGGACUGAAGAAAGAGGAGGUGAAAGUUGAAAUCGAAGAUGAUAGGGUUCUUCAGAUAAGCGGAGAGAGGAGCGUUGAGAAAGAAGACAAGAAUGAUCAAUGGCAUCGUGUGGAACGUAGCAGUGGUAAAUUCAUGAGAAGAUUCAGAUUGCCUGAGAAUGCUAAAAUGGAACAAGUUAAAGCUGCAAUGGAAAAUGGUGUUCUCACUGUCACUGUUCCAAAAGAAGAAAUCAAAAAGCCUGAUGUCAAGUCAAUCGAGAUAUCUGGUUAAAUUAAACACUGUUAAAAGCUCUGCUUCUAAGUUCAGAAUAAUGUUAAGUGUGCGUGUGAGUGUUUUCUUUUUUUAGUAAUUGCGUAUUUGUUUUGUGUGUUGUGUGUAAAACGGGAAUCGAAAUCCUACAAUGUUAAUUGUAAUAAUUUGUACUACUAUUUGGUAAUUAAUCGGUAUUGUAUUCUAUUUCUAAGAA
Cicer arietinum (chickpea) is the source of this 804-nucleotide messenger RNA. Its product is annotated as 18.5 kDa class I heat shock protein-like. NCBI's taxonomy places the organism in Eukaryota, Viridiplantae, Streptophyta, Magnoliopsida, Fabales, Fabaceae. The record is from RefSeq and is a predicted model, not a curated record.